Molecule: messenger RNA, 604 nt
Organism: Leguminivora glycinivorella
Lineage: Eukaryota; Metazoa; Arthropoda; Insecta; Lepidoptera; Tortricidae
Exons: 2
Coding region: 58-510 (150 amino acids)
Source: RefSeq, a predicted model, not a curated record
CGCAAUGUUAACUGUAUAUACUUGUGUGAGGAGCCGGAGACGCACCGGCUGUACAGUAUGAGCGACAUGCACGCGAGCAACGGCGUGUGCGCGCAGCUGUACGCGUCGCGUGCGCGCGCGCGCGGCGAGUACAGCGUGCCGUGCGUGCACGCGUGCAGCGGCGAGCAGCAGCGCGCCGGCGCCGCCGCCUGCCGCCGCCACCUGCUGGGCCUGGGCCACGUGGCCGUGGACGCCGCCAGCGGCGAGCUGCUGGGCCUCGUCUCCUGGACCUGCGCCAACGCGCCCGCCGACAUACGCCGCAGGAGCGGCCUGCCGAUGCCGCUCGGCAUAGUCGUGCCUAACAGGAUGACCUUUUACAUGGACGUGGACUGCAGCAGGAUUAUCAAAGCGGACACAGGGCAUUGGAGUCGGCUGAGGAAAGGGUAUUACUAUUGGGCGUGUGGUGACAUAUACCUAGGACACCCUAUCCCUGACAAUAAAAUCCCUAAUAGAAAAGUGUUCGUGCUCUAAAAACUGCCAACAAAACCGUUCGUCGUCGUUAAAAAUAAGAAUAGAUUUAUAAAAUUCCCGAUAUUUUAUUAUCAUCUGACUUCCUCCGCGAGUA